Molecule: messenger RNA, 1533 nt
Organism: Canariomyces notabilis
Lineage: Eukaryota; Fungi; Ascomycota; Sordariomycetes; Sordariales; Chaetomiaceae
Product: glycosyltransferase family 31 protein
Exons: 1
Coding region: 1-1533 (510 amino acids)
Cellular component (GO): membrane
Molecular function (GO): N-acetylgalactosaminide beta-1,3-galactosyltransferase activity
Source: RefSeq, a predicted model, not a curated record
AUGACAAAACGACAUCAACGCAUCAUCCCCGUGAUUGCGCUUGCCUUGUUGUUGGCACUGUUCUACCUCGGAGACCGCUGGCGGCCAUCGUGGUCGCGCCCGCCGUCGCCGCCGCCUGAAUUCUAUCCUUUCGAGACCGCGAGCGCAUUCUUCCCCGUCGCGCACGACGAUGUCGCAAACAAGACCAUCGAGGAGCUUUGCGCUUCCUUCCCCCACCACCUGACGCAGCGCAUCCAGCCCGUCCUCAAAAUGGGCCACGGGGAAAACCGCGACAUGAUCGAUGCACAAUUCCAAAGCGUAUCGGCCUGCUUCGGCGCGGACGAGCUCCUCGUCUUCUCCGACCUCGACGAGGUCAUCCACGGCCGUCACGCCAUCGACAUCCUCGCGAACCUGCCCCGAGCGUACCGCGACAACGACGCCGAAGGCCACGAGAACCCCGACUAUGCCAACUACGAGGCCAUGUACGCCCUCUCCCGCGAGGGCAAGUUGACCGUCGACAACGAUCCUGCUAGGGGCAAAAACGGCUGGCGCCUCGACAAGUACAAGUUCUUGGCCGAGGUCGAGCGGGCCUGGCUCAUGCGCCCAGGUCGUGACUUUUACGUCUUUUACGAGACCGACACAUACAUCUCUUGGGACAACAUGUUUCGCUUCCUCUCGAUGCUGGACCCGCAAGCUCUGUUUUACAUUGGAAGUCCGUCCCCCGGACGCCACGACGAGCAAAAGAAAGUCGACACGUGGUUCGCUAACGGCGGGCCUGGGUUUGUGCUUUCCCGAGGCGCUAUCGAGAAGCUGCUGGGGCGCCGAUCGUCGCCGAUCCACGGCCAGUUCAUCGAUCCCCCAUUUUCGCUUAGGUGGCUGGACCUGUUGCGGAGCGACCCGUGUGGGGACUCGAUUCUCGGCUGGGCCAUGUGGACCGCCGGGGUGCCCCUGAGUGGCUUCUUCCCCCUGUUCAAUCCCUAUCCAGCCCACGUCCUGCCCUACACGGAUCGGAUGUGGUGUCAGCCGUUCCUGACCAUGCACAAGCUCAGGCCCGAGGACAUGACGGGUCUCUGGCGGUGGGAGAACGCUAACCGGAAACUCGGACGGCCGCUUCUUUACUCGGACCUGUUCGUGUUCCUCCCGGUUGCAAGCGAAGAUGUCCGGUCCAACUGGGACAAUACCCUCUGGGACCGUCUUGCUCCGGGCCAUGAUACCAAAGCGGAUAGCCUACAGGCAUGCAAGCAGGCGUGUGAGGACAGCUCCGUGUGCAUGCAGUAUCACUGGCAGGGUGAGCAGACGCAGAAGUGCGUCCUGCAGGCUUUUAUGAGUCUUGGGGUAGCAAAGAAUCCGGAAACGGUGGAGAGGAAAAUUCCGAUUGCAGGGGGCGAUCAAGGAAAGGACGGCGCUGGUGAGGGGGAAGAGAAGUUUGAGAUCGUCAAGGAGGAUCUGAGCUACACGAGCGGCUGGCUCAAGGCGAGAAUCGACCGCUGGGUUGAGGAACACGUGUGUAAAACCCCCGAUUGGGUCUUCCCGAGUAUAGAACGCCACUACUAA